CCUAAUCGCAUUACAUGUUUCAUUUCCUUUUAUCUCAUGAAAUGCAAGAUUUUCUCCUCUUAUUGAUAAAUAUUUAAUUUCGCUUUAUUUGAGUCUUCUUUCUUAAAUUUCGUCUAAAAAUCCUCUCCCAAUUUCAUUUCCAAAGCUUUUCAAUUCUCUUGAUUGUUCAUAUAAUAUAAAUUUCUUCUUUUUCAGCUAUGGGUGUUGCAGUUCUAAAACCAGACGAUUGUUUAAAGCUACCAAAUCCCAUGAAACAACGAAAUAGUCUUUGCCUUAACCCGAACCGAUCGAAUCGGUCACACCCAAACCGUAAAACUCGGUCUCCUACCACCUCCCCUCCUUCCCAGUCCGCCGGCCCCAAGGUACCGCCUAAAGAUCUCGUGAUGGGUCAAGUUAAGAUCCUCAAACGCGGUGAGGUUCUAAAAAAACCGACGCCGGAGAAGUCCGUCAGGUUCGAAAAGGAAAACAUUGACGUUGUAGAUCUGGGUUCCACUAACCGUUUGGGUCCUGAUCCCGGUUCCGUUCCGACCCAGAUCCGACUGACCAAGUCAAACAACAAUAAGAAGGUCGUCCCAGCCUCUUUUUAUGCUGGGUCGGCCUUUAUAACCUCGCCGCCUCCGAGUUCCGUCCCGAUGCCGGUGUUUUGCACCAAGAAGAUCAGCGUUACCGUAAAGAACGACGACGCCACGAGCGACUUAAGGAGGAUAUUAAGGCUCGAUUUGUAGUCAUACCCAGAAAUUAAUUCGUGUCAGUUUCUCGUUUUCAUCGUUUGGGUUCUCUCUUAUAUUUCGAUCAUCCCUUAUUUUUUCAAGGGGAAAGAUCGAAACAGGAGUAGGUUUUAGCUUUUCAAAUCAUGUUCUUUAUGCUGUAUAGCGUAACUUGGGUCUUAGAUUUGUUGAUUUGCUUGGUUUAGAAUGCAAAGGUGUGUCUGGGUUUUCGUCUAUCAACUCUUUUCAGUUUUUUUUUUUAAUUUCCUUAUAGAAGAAUGUAAUUUCUAGUUUGGGAAAAAGGAUAUAUUUGGUGGGUUAUCAUUUGAAUUAGGGUUAGUCUAAAUUUCGUUUGAUUGAUAUAUGUAUCAUCGGUUAUUGAUUUAUUAGUGAAGUUGCGUUUGAUUUCUGUGUUAA
This is a messenger RNA of Gossypium raimondii (Peruvian cotton), 1124 nucleotides long. RefSeq lists its product as uncharacterized. The coding region runs from base 198 to 725 and encodes 175 amino acids. Lineage: Eukaryota; Viridiplantae; Streptophyta; Magnoliopsida; Malvales; Malvaceae. The record is from RefSeq and is a predicted model, not a curated record. The transcript has a single exon.